This is a messenger RNA of Homalodisca vitripennis (glassy-winged sharpshooter), 1058 nucleotides long. RefSeq names its product ADP-ribosylation factor-binding protein GGA3-like. Gene Ontology annotation, cellular component: trans-Golgi network. NCBI's taxonomy places the organism in Eukaryota, Metazoa, Arthropoda, Insecta, Hemiptera, Cicadellidae. The record is from RefSeq and is a predicted model, not a curated record. Gene Ontology annotation, biological process: intracellular protein transport. Gene Ontology annotation, molecular function: phosphatidylinositol binding; small GTPase binding; ubiquitin binding.
GUCAGUCUUUUAAUCUUCGUUGUCGUCUCUAGCUGUCAAAGUCAUUUUUGUUAGUUGUUUUUGUGAAAUGUUUAUGGAUUUGGAAUAUAUUUUUUUAUUUUUAAAAUAUGGAUAUUGUAACUACUAGUCUGGAAGCGUUAAUUCAGCGAGCCACAUGCAGCCAGAACCAGUCGCCGGACACUGCGGCCAUUGAUGCAUUCUGCGGCCUGGUGAGCAAGGAGCCGGACUGCGCUCAAACAGCUACUCGGUUCAUCACUGCCAAGGUCCACUCUCUCCAAGAAUGGGAAGCCCUCCAGGCGUUGCAUGUGUUGGACGCUUGUAUGAAGCGAUGUGGCAGCAGUUUCCACGCAGAGGUCGGCAAGUUUCGUUUUCUCAACGAAUUGAUCAAGCUUGUGUCGCCCAAGUAUAAUGGCGCCCACACGCCUGAACCUGUCAAGCGACGUGUGCUGGAGCUCAUGCAGUCCUGGACCAUCUACUACCCACGGGAGUUCAAGAUCAAGGAGGCGUACGAGAUGCUUAAGAAGCAAGGAGUCGUGAAGGAGGAGAUGAUGGUGAUGGAGGCCCACAAGAGCUUGGACCAGAACAUCGUACCUCCACCACCACGACAUCAGGACUCUAUCUUCCAGGACACAGAGAAGUCUCGGCUGCUGCAGAAACUGCUCCAGAGCAAGAACCCAGAUGACCUGCAAGCCGCCAACAGACUCAUCAAGACCAUGGUGAAGGAGGACGAAAGGAGAGUGGAGAUGAAGAGCAGACAGCUGAGCGAGCUAGAGGCGGCCCACAACAACGCUCGGCUGCUGAGCGAGAUGCUGGAGUCGUACAGUCAGGAGACGAGCUCUGCUCAGGACCUGGAGCUCAUUAAGGAGCUGCAAGCGAGCUGCUUACGGUUCCGACCCAAUGUGCAAAAACUGCUGUCCGAGGUUCAUAGUGAUGAGAGGCUCUUCAAUGAGGUGUUGGCAGCAAACGAUGAGCUAGGGGAGGUUCUGGAGAAGUAUGGAGUAGUGAUAGUGCAAGGUCCUGCCGGCCUCCGCGGUGGGGGGCAACCUGCUGGGACCUGA